UUAUGGUAGAGUCUGCAGCUUUGGAAGGUCCGAAAUUUUUCAAUUUCUCCCACCCACCAACUACUACCACACACAGAAAGAGAAGCAAUGGCGGAUCUCGAGGAUGUGCCUUCUGUCGAUCUCAUGACGGAGCUCCUCCGCCGGAUGAAAUGCGCCACUAAACCAGACAAACGCCUCAUCCUCAUCGGUCCACCAGGGUCCGGAAAAGGUACCCAGUCACCAAUAAUUAAGGACGAAUACUGCUUGUGCCAUCUGGCCACUGGUGAUAUGCUUAGAGCAGCUGUUGCUGCCAAGACUCCUCUUGGUGUUAAGGCCAAGGAGGCCAUGGAAAAGGGAGAACUUGUCACUGAUGAUUUGGUUGUUGGGAUAAUAGAUGAUGCAUUGAAGAAGCCAUCUUGUCAGAAAGGUUUUAUUCUUGAUGGAUUUCCUAGGACAGUUGUCCAAGCGCAAAAGCUUGAUGAGAUGCUUGAUAAACGUGGAGUCAAGGUUGACAAAGUUCUUAAUUUUGCAAUUGAUGAUGCUAUCCUGGAGGAGAGAAUUACUGGUCGUUGGAUUCAUCCUUCUAGUGGUCGUAGUUACCACUCAAAGUUUGCACCUCCAAAAGUGCCUGGUGUUGAUGAUGUAUCUGGGGAGCCUUUGAUUCAACGGAAAGAUGAUACAGCUGCGGUUCUCAAGUCGAGGCUCGAAGCUUUCCAUAAGCAGACUGAGCCAGUUAUUGAUUACUAUAGCAAGAAGGGUGUUGUUGCUAACCUUCCGGCAGAGAAACCUCCUCCAGAGGUGACAUCAGAGGUGAAGAAGGCACUGGCGUCAUGAUUGAAGACUCUAGUUUUUUGUCCACCUUCAAUAAACAUUUUGGUCAUAUUUUUCCUUGGACAUGUCAUUGCGACUCAUCACCAAAGGUUCAUGCACUGUACAAUUUGUUCUGCUGAGUCAAAGGAGUAGUCGGCAUUAGGUUUCCGAUUUACCUAUACAAGUUACAAAAUUGUUUCAGUUCACAUUCUAUCUGAGGAUGCUAAAUACAGUUUUGUGGGUAAUGUUGGUGUUUGUGUCUCUGCAUAUUGUGAAAUGUUAGCAUGAGUUUCGGAUGUGGGGUAAGGGUGCACUUUAUUUCCCCUCUACAUGCUUGCUAAUAAAAACUUCAUUGCUAUU
Molecule: messenger RNA, 1149 nt
Organism: Salvia splendens (bonfire salvia)
Lineage: Eukaryota; Viridiplantae; Streptophyta; Magnoliopsida; Lamiales; Lamiaceae
Product: adenylate kinase 4-like
Exons: 6
Coding region: 88-813 (241 amino acids)
Biological process (GO): nucleobase-containing compound metabolic process
Molecular function (GO): ATP binding; AMP kinase activity
Source: RefSeq, a predicted model, not a curated record